CAGUUCUUCGAGUGUUGCCAAUAAAGACAGGUCGUAGUGGCCGGCAUUGAACGACCGACUGGACAAGCGACACAUUGUUCAAUUUUGAAUUUAAAAAAAAAAAAAAAAAAUAUUCUUUUUAUUUUUGCGGCUUUUCAAAUUCAGCGCGCGCAAUUCAAAAGUUUUUUUGUUUUUUUUUCCGAUUCAUUUUCUUCUUUUGUAUACAUAUUUUUCUUUCAUUCGACUUUGUUGUUUGGCUGGACAUUGCCGAAAAAGGGAAACAACACCUCGAUCGUGUCCAGUCGUGCUCUCCGAGGAUUUCAGAAUUUUCCUUUUCAUUUUAUUUUUAUUACAAGAAGAAAAAUUCUUUUGAUUUUGGUGUCCCCCCCCCCCUUUUUUUUGUACCUCUCAGGCAAGUGUUAUUGCCCUUCAUCGUCCGGCCUAGUCCGUCUUUUUUUUUUUAACUCAUUGAAGAAAGAAUUUUUCCAAGUUCCAUGAAAUACGUUUCCAGUGACGUUUCAUCCGUGCUGCAUUUUCAAUUGCACCAAGUGCAUCGUUUCGUGUGGUGUGUUUUAUUUCUCCCAAUGGCUCGCUGACUUCGUCUCUACCGGAAAACAAUUCAGACGCGAUCAAUAGAUUUGCCUUUGCGCGGUGGCCGCAGGUGCAAUUCAAUAAGGAAGGAGCCCAAAACACAUUCCCAUUUUUUUUUUUGAAGAACAAACAAAAGACUGGCGUUUACAAGUUACGGAGAGCUUUUGGUGGACGUGCCAAAUCAACAAGCGCAAAUCUACACGACCCCACUGCCGACCCAUAAGCCCACAUCCGGCAUCCAGCACAAGACCAACAUCAUUUCAACGGAUACAAUCAAUAACAGUGGCUCUUACUUUGCUGCCGGAAUGGCUAUGGGCAUGUCGAUGACUUCCGACCCUCAACACCACCCGAUGGGCAGCAUGAACGGCCUCUCUUAUAGUCACGGCGGGGGUGGACGUAAACAGCGGCGAGAAAGGACGACGUUCACUCGAGGCCAGCUGGAUGUGCUGGAAUCAUUAUUCGCUAAGACGCGUUACCCGGACAUUUUCAUGCGCGAAGAAGUGGCUCUGAAAAUCAGCCUACCCGAAUCACGCGUUCAAGUUUGGUUCAAGAACCGGCGGGCCAAAUGCCGCCAGCAGCAGAAACAGCAACAGCAACCCCACAACGCUGAAGGCGGCAACAGCAAAGGUGAGAAGAGGAUACGCAAACGAGGUCCGGCAACCACGACGAUCAGUUCAACAACGAGCGAUCCGUCGACCAAACCAAGUGGAAACGUUGCAGCCAUGCACCCCGUGUCGUCUGUUGUUCCGCCGGAGAGCAGUGGCGGCCCUAGUCUUAGUUCCGUAACCAUGGCCGGCAGUGCGGCCGCAUGUUCAUCCAUGACGACGGAAGGCGAUUCCAGUCUGAUUUCAUCGCCUUACGGCAAUUUAGCUAUGGCACUCAGCCCCAUUCCGGCCAACAUGAUGUGCAACAGCAAUUCACCACCGUUGAUCCAGCAACAACAACUGAUCCAGCAACAUCCUUCUUUCGGGUCGGCUACGUCGUCCACCUCGUCCAGCAGCAAUUCGAACGCUACCAAUUACGCAGCGGCGUCGUAUCAAUACCAUCAACAGUCGAUCAAUCAUUUUCACCAACAUCCGUCGUCGUUUGCAACGCCGACCACCAACAGCAGUAGCCUGUCCGGCUUUUUCCCGCAGUACACGACCGCCAAUACGCCAACUGUGGAUAUGAUGCUGUCCUCGCCAACGAUCGUAGCGGCAGUGAGCAACAUUAACAGCUCGGGGACGGCCGCCGGAAUGAACUGCGUCGCUAGUGGAGGCAAUAAUGGCGCAAAUCAGGCGAGUGUCAGUUCGUCAUUCUGGCACUCACCACCGCCAAUGAUCGAUUAUGGGAGUUCGCCUUCCAUGUUGUUGCCAUCAUCGUCCAGCACUCAGUCAUCCACAUCUUAUUAUUCUUCGCUGGACUAUUCCCUCUACGCGCCCAGUCUGCAUUUGCCAAUAGCUAAAAGCUCCGGGGUCGAUGAAGUGGAUCAGCUCAUCCAUCGGGAUGCCUGCACCAAGAAUUCUAGUCCAGUUGAAACAGACGACGAUCAAUCGUGGGCCAAAUACACUAACUUUCAAAUCCUCUAAUCCCGAAUGAAAACCUUUCCAAAUUCAAUUGUCGACCCCCUUUGUUGGUAGAUCUCCAUAUUUAAAUGCUACAUCACAUGUGUUUUUAGUGCGAGAAAUAGUCAAUUGUACAAUUGUAGCGUUUGAAAUUUCGCAAUUGAAUUUUUUUUUAGGGGGGAGGGAGUCAUCGUUGAUACAUUUCAGUUUGUAUUCCGAGUGCAAUAUAAGCGUUUUUUCUUUUCAAAGUCCCAUAUAUUUCGUACGUGUCAGUGUAAGUGCUCGUCUUUUACGUGUGUGUGUGUGUGUGUGUGUCUCUGGUGAAUACAUUUUUUUUUUUCAUCUCA
Messenger RNA from Daphnia magna, 2461 nucleotides. RefSeq names its product cone-rod homeobox protein. Gene Ontology annotation, biological process: regulation of transcription by RNA polymerase II. Bases 876 to 2138 code for a protein of 420 amino acids. The record is from RefSeq and is a predicted model, not a curated record. Gene Ontology annotation, cellular component: nucleus. The transcript has 5 exons. Gene Ontology annotation, molecular function: DNA-binding transcription factor activity, RNA polymerase II-specific; RNA polymerase II cis-regulatory region sequence-specific DNA binding. Lineage: Eukaryota; Metazoa; Arthropoda; Branchiopoda; Diplostraca; Daphniidae.